Messenger RNA from Durio zibethinus, 973 nucleotides. Its product is annotated as phosphorylated adapter RNA export-like protein. Gene Ontology annotation, biological process: snRNA export from nucleus. Lineage: Eukaryota; Viridiplantae; Streptophyta; Magnoliopsida; Malvales; Malvaceae. The record is from RefSeq and is a predicted model, not a curated record.
CGCCCUGCCCAAGUAACCGUCUCAAAUCUCUCACCACAGAAUCAAAGCCCCUCACACGGACUCGAACGACCAAACCAUCAGUUACAGUGAAAGCUCGGCUGACGAACUUCUUAUUUUCCAUUUAAAAUUGGAAGUUUGGGAUUUUUUUUAUUGAUUUUUUUUUUAAUGGAGAAAGGAGAGAGCAUUUUGGAAGCGAUCUACGAAGAGGACGAUUUAGGAGAUGACGAAGAUGUUGAGAUGCUUGAUGUAGAAGAAGGAGAGCUCGUGGAUAGUAACUCGGCAAAUGAUCUGGAAAAAAGCGACGUUGCAGAUGUUAAUGGUGAAAAUCAAGGGUACCAAAGUAAAAACAAAAAGCGCAGAGCAAAUAAGAGGAAGAACAAGAAAAAAAGGGGUGGUUCGGGACCUAAAGCUUUGGAUAUAAACAGGUUUGUGAUAGAUACUUGUAGACGGUUAAAAGAGAGGAAGUCGUACAUGGUGUACACUGCUGUGGGAUGUUUGGGGGUUUCUGCAUUGUCUGAUCUUGUUAGAGAGGUGGAUGCAAUUCAAUCUUGUGGAGGUCAGAUGACAGCUGAUGGCAGACGAUGUCGGACAGGUGGUGGCAUUUUAUGGAAUAUCAUAAAAGUGCGGGAACCUGCAGCUUAUCGAGAAAUAAUGAAAAAGGCGAAGGACUUUGAGAAGCAAUUUAAGCAACAAAAUAUCAGACAAGCACCAGCACAGAACAAAGAGAGCUCUUCUCAAGAAACUGCCUGUACACUGACUAAUGGAACUGCAGCAAGUGUUUCAGAAGAUUCUCAACUAAUUCCUCAAAACCAACAAGAGCAGUACAGUGCUGAAGGAACACGCAAAUCUGUUCAUGAUAGGCUUAGGGUCCCUGUUUCAUAUGAAGACCUUCUAGGAGAAGAUCCAAAAGAAGAUGAAUGUGAUCAUUAGAAAAAUUGAAAUUUUGCUUGGCAUCAAUUUUGCAUGAGUAGAU